AUGAGUGAACUCUCAGCUUGGACACCCGGGGAGUCCUCAGGACUCCAAAUAAACAGAGGCUCCCAGUGCUCGCCAGAGGAGGUUCCUACAGCUGCUUCAAAGCCUGGGCACAGCCUGGGCGUUCUCCAUGCCUCCUACAGUGUCAGCCAUCGCGUUGGGUCCUGGUGGAACAUCGCAUCUCGCUGGCACCAGUGGAACAGGCAGAUCCUCAAAGAUGUCUCCUUGUACGUCGAGAGUGGGCAGAUCAUGUGCAUCUUAGGGAGUUCAGGCUCGGGGAAAACCACGCUGCUGGACGCCAUGUCGGGGAGGCUGUGGCGCAUGGGAACGCUGCUCGGGGACGUGUGUGUGAACGGCCAGGCGCUGCGUAGGGACCAGUUCCAGGACUGCUUCUCCUACGUCCUACAGAGCGACACUCUCCUGAGCAGCCUCACCGUGCGCGAGACGCUCCGCUAUACAGCGCUGCUGGCCAUCCGUGGCGGCUCCCCCAGCUACAUCCAGAAGAAGGUGGAGGCGGUCAUGGCAGAGCUGAGUCUGAGCCACGUGGCAGACCGACUGAUCGGCAACUACCACUUUGGGGGACUUUCCAACGGCGAGCGGCGCCGGGUCUCCAUCGCAGCCCAGCUCCUCCGGGAUCCCUCCAUCAUGCUGUUUGAUGAGCCAACCACUGGCCUGGACUGCAUGACAGCAAAUCAGAUCAUUGUCCUCCUAGCAGAACUGGCUCGCAGGGACCGCAUCGUGAUCCUCACCAUCCACCAGCCCCGCUCUGAGCUCUUCCAGCUCUUUGACAAAAUCGCCAUUCUGAGCUACGGGGAGCUGGUUUUCUGCGGGACACCAGUGGAAAUGCUUGAUUUCUUCAAUGGCUGUGGUUACCCUUGUCCAGAACAUUCAAACCCUUUCGAUUUUUAUAUGGACCUGACCUCAGUGGAUACCCAAAGCAAAGAACGGGAAAUAGAAACCUACAGGAGAGUCCAGAUGAUUGAAUCUGCCUACAAGAAAUCAGCAAUUUAUCAAAAAAUCUUGGAGAAUAUUGAAAGAACAAAACAUCUGAAAACAUUACCAAUGGUUCCUUUCAAAACCAAAGAUUCCCCUGGAGCUCUCUCUAAACUGUGUGUUCUCUUGAGGAGAGUGACAAGAAACUUAAUGAGAAAUAAGCUGGCUGUGAUUAUGCGUCUGGUUCAGAAUCUGAUCAUGGGUUUGUUCGUCAUUUUCUUCCUUCUUCGAGUCCAGAAUGAUGUGCUAAAGGGUGCUUACCAGGACCGCGUGGGUCUCCUGUACCAGUUUGUGGGUGCCAUGCCAUACACAGGCAUGCUCAAUGCAGUGAAUCUGUUUCCUGUGCUGCGAGCUGUCAGUGACCAGGAGAGCCAGGAUGGCCUGUACCAGAAGUGGCAGAUGCUCUUGGCCUAUGUGCUGCACGUCCUCCCCUUCAGCAUCAUUGCCACCAUGAUUUUCAGCAGUUUGUGUUACUGGACUCUGGGCUUAAACCCUGAGGUUGCCAGGUUUGGAUAUUUCUCUGCUGCUCUCUUGGCCCCCCACUUAAUUGGUGAAUUUCUAACUCUCGUGCUACUUGGAAUGGUCCAAAACCCUAAUGUGGUCAACAGUAUCGUGGCUCUACUCUGCAUUGCUGGGGUGCUUGUGGGAUCUGGGUUCCUAAGAAACAUAGAAGAAAUGCCCAUUCCUUUUAAAAUCUUCACUUAUUUUACAUUCCAAAAAUACUGCUGUGAGAUUCUUGUAGUCAAUGAAUUCUAUGGACAGAAUUUCACUUGUGGCAGCUCAAACGGUUCUGUGUCAACUAAUCCAAUGUGUGCCUUCAAUCAAGGAAUUCAAUUAAUUGAGAGAAUCUGCCCAGGUGCAACAUCCAGAUUCACAACAGACUUUCUGAUUCUGUAUGCAUUUAUCCCAAUUCUUGUCAUCCUAGGAAUAGCUGUUUUUAAAGUAAGGGAUCAUCUCAUUAGCAGAUAAUAAAGAACAUUGCUGUGAAAAUUGAACUUAAGCUCCUAGAUGUACGUGAUGGCUUUGGAUGUCUGAAAUAGAA
Pteropus alecto (black flying fox) is the source of this 2032-nucleotide messenger RNA. It is a transcript of the gene ABCG5, whose product is annotated as ATP binding cassette subfamily G member 5. Gene Ontology annotation, molecular function: ABC-type transporter activity; ATP hydrolysis activity; ATP binding. Gene Ontology annotation, biological process: cholesterol homeostasis. The transcript is spliced from 13 exons. NCBI's taxonomy places the organism in Eukaryota, Metazoa, Chordata, Mammalia, Chiroptera, Pteropodidae. The record is from RefSeq and is a predicted model, not a curated record. The coding region runs from base 1 to 1959 and encodes 652 amino acids. Gene Ontology annotation, cellular component: plasma membrane.